Messenger RNA from Kwoniella shivajii, 1563 nucleotides. RefSeq lists its product as uncharacterized. The coding region runs from base 1 to 1563 and encodes 520 amino acids. The record is from RefSeq and is a predicted model, not a curated record. NCBI's taxonomy places the organism in Eukaryota, Fungi, Basidiomycota, Tremellomycetes, Tremellales, Cryptococcaceae. The transcript has 4 exons.
AUGACGACUCCUAUACCACCACCUGACAUGAUCAAAGAUGAACCCCGAACACCUGUCCGGUUUCCCACUUCACCAUAUCUUCAAGUGAAGGAUAAAUCAUUGGAUGGAUCGCCUACAACACCUCAGAAAUCAGUACGGUCACCUUCGUCAUCUCGCAUUGGGUCUUCUCCUGGAUCGAUGUCCAUGUCACAACGUCGAGGUGUUAAACCUUCUUUCCCUGGUGCAAGGACUGUCAGACCAGGAGGAACGAAUGUAAGGGGACUACUCACCCCGCAACAAUCAGGAUCAUCACGUCAACCACCUUAUCCAUCCCCUAUCCCUCUUAUAUCGGCCCCGCUAUCUCCUCCACCAGGAACACCACAAAGAUGGCAUCAGUCCGCCCCAGCAGCACCAAUGGCAUCGCCCAAGUCCCAGCAAGGAAUUCCUCACCCAAAUACAUACCAAGUAAGCUUGGAUGAAAUACCAAAGGAUUUCGUGCUGAAGAAAUUGGUUCAAUUGGCAAGUAAAUAUUGGUAUGCGCCGCAUUCAGCUGAUUGUCAUAUAAUCGUCCCGAUCAAAAGAGUAGCUCGAUCGCCUACUAUACCAAGUACUCCUCGUACCGCUGUUCCGCCUCUCCAUCCUCGACGUUCAACUCAGCCCCAUGUUCCGCAAACAGCCAAUAACGAGAACCACACGCUGCAUGCCCGACCUGGGGACUCCUUUCUGGGCCCAACAACACCUACAGCGGCCUCGAUCCGGGACGCAGCCAGAGGUGCGCUGUCCCUGAAUGGUGAAGAAGAUGUCAAGCCGGAUGUGCUGAGUAGCAGUGUACAGACUUUGGAUGGAGCUAGAGAUUUUACUGGUAGAAGAGGAAGUUUACCUGGUGGAAAUCAGCUUGAGCAAUGUCUUGUUUUCCCUUUGCAUCGAGAUUACCUUACCACUCAAUCGAUCCUCUUUCGAACGCUUCUCAACUCUCCCGCAGCUCACUUGUCUCACCCGCCACCCAGGGAUUUCGAUGGCAGAUUGCUCUUCCAGUCGCCAGUGAUCAGAGGCGCAAAAGUAUUACCUACGAAAGCGGAUAAACCGAAAGCUCUGUAUGUCCCAUUGCCUGAUCCUGCUAGUUUCGGAGUGUUGUUGCAUUGGCUGUAUUGGCACGAUGCAGACCAUUUCAAUCAUUGUCUUUCAAAAGGUCUUGUAACAUGGCAAGGUGUGAUUCGCAAUAUUGAAUAUCUAUCACUCGAUAAUGAGGUCAAGCUACUAGCUGGAAAAUGGUGGAAAAGAUGGAUCAAACCUAUUGAACCUACUGAAAGACGCCGAGGUAAAACGGGAGUAGCAUCUUCGAGGGCAAGUGGGAAAAGAAGAGCUUUAUCUACCUCUGCCGCGAAGACACGUGAUAUUGGGAAAAUGGUGAUCGAUCAUCAUGAUGAUGAAGAAGAUGAAGAAGAUGAAGAUUUUCUCGAUGGCGAUGGUGAAGGAUCGGAUAGCGGUGAUGAAGCUGACGACGAAGAUAUUGGCAUUAACGUCAAUCGUCAAGUGGAUGGUGGAAUAGCGGAUCAUGUUUCACUUAAAUUGGGUCAAUUAUGA